UGUACGUAUUGUGCAGUGUCGCCCUUAGCUUUUUGAGCGUGUCGCCGGAGGUCAAAAUAUAGUACACAGUACAUAUCGCAAACAUUAGCAUUCGUGCUUUACAAAGGAAUAUAGAUUACACGGGAAUUUGAAUAUUUAAAAUGAGUUCGUCAAAAAGUGUUGCAGUUGUGACGGGGUCGAACAAAGGUAUAGGGUACGCGAUUGUCCGGGGUCUCUGCAAACAGUUUCAAGGAGACGUCAUAUUAACAGCACGCAACGAGGCAAAUGGUCAAGAAGCCCUCAAGAAACUUAAUGCAGAAGGGCUCAAGCCCGUGUUUCACCAACUUGACAUCACAGAUGACACAAGCAUUCAGCGCAUGCGCGACUUUCUGCAGAAGAACUACGGUGGCCUGGAUGUUCUCGUGAAUAACGCGGCCAUAGCUUACAAGAUGGCCGCCACAGAACCCUUUUCCGAGCAGGCUGAGGUAUCCAUGGCAACCAAUUUUUGGGGAACGUUAAACGCAUGCAACGUUCUGUUUCCAUUACUAAGACCCCAUGCCAGAGUCGUGCAUGUGUCCAGUAGGGCUGGGUCAAUGACCGCGGCGAAAUGCAGUAAGGAGUUACAGACACGCUUUCUGGAUCCGGAACUGAGCAUGGCGAAAAUUAAACAACUCAUGAACGAAUUUGUCGAAUCCGCAAAAGCAGGCACCCACAAGGCCAAGGGCUGGCACGAAUCCGCCUACGGUACGAGCAAGAUAGGGGUCACUUUGAUGACCUUUGUACAACAACGAGAGCUUAGCGCCGACAGUCGACCAGAUAUUGUGGUUAAUGCGUGUUGCCCAGGAUAUGUGGCCACAGAUAUGACCAGUCAUAAGGGAACCAAGACCAUCGACGAAGGAGCAGAUACCCCCCUGUUCCUUGCCAUGUUGCCACCGAACACAACAUCUCCGAAGGGACAGUUCGUCGCUGAAAGAAAAGUCCAGAACAUGCUUUAAAUGGCGAACAUUCAGAUGAGAAAAAGGAAACUUCACCCCGUUUUCUCACCUCGUCUCAAAUAUGCUCACCUGGGCUGGUCAACACACAUAUUUUCGUUAACAAAAAUGUAACAAUUGAGCAGUAGAGAAUUUAUGCGCAAAUAGUGAAGCAUGCGUAAUGGUAUACACGUUAAAUCGGAAUUUACUAGAUGUAGGUUAGCAUGAGCCAGGCAAUCGCAUGGCACUGUAACAAGUAACUUGUUACUGAAUUAUAGGACAUUUCCGAUGAUUAUGUUAUCAAAAACUGUAAUAAUUUAUAAGGAAGAGUGUGUUAUUUAAAAAUAUAAUAAAUUCUAAGGAAGAGUGUCAUUCUACUUGAGAUUGCUCGUUAAUAGUGGUAUACUCAUACUAACCUAUGUAAUAAUAUUUUUACGGUGUGUUUUCUCACCCCCGAUUUUCAUCUUUUGUUGCAUUAUAAUCCUCCAAUAAUUUAUGGAGAACUGUUUGAAAUAUGUACUUUCCAAUGUGUUAUUAUUUGAUGUGUUAGCUUAUUCUUGUAUAUCAGUAUUAUUCUGACAAUGCCACCAUACAUCUGUUAAAUAUCCUACAGCUUGAUGCCUGUAUGAAGAAGCUUUUUUUAAUAUAACAAAUAAAACUUUCUUUUCAAGUGA
This is a messenger RNA of Dreissena polymorpha, 1624 nucleotides long. Its product is annotated as carbonyl reductase [NADPH] 1-like. The record is from RefSeq and is a predicted model, not a curated record. Gene Ontology annotation, molecular function: carbonyl reductase (NADPH) activity. The transcript is spliced from 8 exons. The coding region runs from base 141 to 974 and encodes 277 amino acids. NCBI's taxonomy places the organism in Eukaryota, Metazoa, Mollusca, Bivalvia, Myida, Dreissenidae.